Messenger RNA from Mytilus californianus (California mussel), 6757 nucleotides. RefSeq names its product short transient receptor potential channel 7-like. The record is from RefSeq and is a predicted model, not a curated record. Bases 208 to 3231 code for a protein of 1007 amino acids. NCBI's taxonomy places the organism in Eukaryota, Metazoa, Mollusca, Bivalvia, Mytilida, Mytilidae. Gene Ontology annotation, cellular component: membrane; cation channel complex. Gene Ontology annotation, biological process: calcium ion transmembrane transport; manganese ion transport; regulation of cytosolic calcium ion concentration. Gene Ontology annotation, molecular function: store-operated calcium channel activity; protein binding; inositol 1,4,5 trisphosphate binding. The transcript has 14 exons.
UUAUCAGUCGAAAAUAAGUUACGUAAUCCAUUUCAUACCAGAUCUGUACUACACUUGUGAUUUUGACUUUCAUCAUCAAGAAACGAUUUUCCUAUUUUCUAAUCUAAUGUAACAGCUAUAGACUUGUUAGGAGCAAUUAAUGACAAUAGAAUAUAGAUAAUGUGGCUAAUUAUGCCUAUAAUUGUAUGAGUUAGUAAUUGUGCAAUUAUGUCGUCGGAUGUUACACCAGUAAAUAACAACCACUUUCAUUUCAACUCUCCAAAGUUUAAAUUUAAAAAGGAAGAUAAACGUAAGAUGAAAGAGGGUAAAGAGGAUGUGUUUGUUAACUUAUUUCUGUUGAGUAAAUCUUAUAAACGUUGGCAGCUUGCAGAUACAGAAGAGGAAUUCCUGCAUGCAGCGGAAUUUGGUGACAUACCUACAGUUAAGAGAAUCCUCCAAGAGAAUCCUAACCUGAAUGUGGACUGUAUUGAUGCUCUUGGACGAACUGCGUUAAGACUCUCGGUCAAGAAUGAACAUCUCGAAAUUGUGGAAGUUCUGCUUGAUAGAUCAAGUGGGCACCAUAUAUACGAAGCCGUCUUGCAGGCCAUUAGCGCCGGACAUAUACAAAUUGCUGAAACCAUCUUGAAGCAUCGUCGGUACUUGGAAAUGUGGAAAGAACGUAAAAAACUUGGCGAUGACGACUACUUCUUCAACAAAUCAAUGUUUGAAGAAUCUCAAUUCUCUCCUGAUAUAACUCCACUGAUUUUAGCAGCUCAUAAAAACCAGUAUGAAGUUGUACAAUUAUUGAUGCUUAGAGGAGAAAUUAUAAACAAACCACAUAAAUUUCAAUGUGCUUGUCAAGAAUGUACCAAUAAGAUGAAAUUUGACAAGUUACGAUCAGCAAAAUAUCGUUUGAAUGCAUACAGAGGCUUAGCCAGCGAAGCUUAUAUUUCGCUGUCAAGUAAAGAUCCCAUUUUAACAGCUUUUGAACUAGGCGCCGAAGUCAAGCAUCUUUCAAGAGUGGAAAAGUAUUUUAAGAGAGAGUAUAAAGACCUAGCAGAAGGAUUAAGCGAAUAUGUUGUUCGUUUACUUAGCAGAGUCCGAACACAAGAAGAAUUGGAAAUUGUUCUGAAUAAAGCCGGGAACCCUAGGGAUAAUAAAUACGAGAGUUUGGCGAGGUUUAAAUUAGCCAUUCGUUACAACGAAAAGAAGUUUGUUGCUCAUUCUAGUUGUCAGCAAAGAAUGGUCAGUACAUGGUAUGAAGGCAUUGGGGUGUUAGAACGUGCAGGUUGGCCUAAGCGUAUCUUGCUGUUUAUGUUGUUUUUCAUCUCAUAUCCGUUCCUAGUGCUUAUUUAUCUGUUUGCACCACGUGCAAAGUGUAUACGUAUUUUGAGAUACCCAUGUGUUAAGUUUAUUUGCCAUAUGAUGUCAUUUUUGGCUUUCCUUGUACUUAUUAUUGUGUCAACAGCUGAAACAUCAAAGACCGUUUCUAAAUACACAACUCUUAAUUCUAAGUAUCCGGACAUUUAUGACAAGUACAUUCAGCUAUUUGAUUCAACUAACCAAACACUAUAUGGAAUUGAUUUUCCUAUGCGACCACUCAUUCCGACUAUUACACAGCUUAUGAUUUCAACAUGGGUUAUAGGUAUGGCAUGCCAGGAAUGUAGCCAGUUAUUCACAGAAGGAAUACGUCGUUACGCAAAGUCUUGGUACAACUUAAUGGACGUAUCAUUAUUAACACUGUAUUUCUCAUCUUUCACACUGCGGUAUUUUUGCAUGAUCAAGGCCUUUUUAUCUGUUCAAUCUAUUCGUGGAGAAUCAAUAGACGAGCUUUCAAAUGAUUUGCUCUAUAAUGAAAAGUGGCCUUUUUACUGGCUAAAUGCAGACCGAUUUUACUGGGAUUCGUGGGAUCCUAUAAAUAUGUCAGAAGGUCUGUUUGCUGUUGCCAACAUUCUCAGCUUUUCUCGCAUAUCAUACCUCCUUCCAGCCAAUGAGGCGUUGGGACCACUGCAGAUCUCACUCGGAAGAAUGAUUAAGGACAUCCUGAAGUUUUUAGCCUUUAUUGUUUUGGUCUUUUCUGCCUUCAUGGUAGGCCUUAACAACCUAUUCUGGUAUUACAGCAUGAGGGAAAACAUUGAAGUCACCAAACACAAUUUUACAACAAGAGCAGAAGUACAAUUUGCAGAUGUAUUAGCCACAUUCAGAACAGUUUUCUGGUCGCUAUUUGGUCGCGGAGACACUGAUGUUGUCAAGUUGGGAGAAUAUGAAAAUAAAUUUACAGAAGACAUUGGAUACAUUAUAUACGGUGCCUAUAAUAUCGCCAUGGUGAUAGUACUAUUAAAUAUGCUUAUUGCCAUGAUGACCAGAUCGUAUCAAGAUAUAACUGAAGACGCCGAUGUCGAGUGGAAAUUCGCUAGAAGUGUUCUUUACAUGGACUAUAUUGGAGAAGGAAGCGUUCUGCCUGUUCCUUUGAAUAUGUUAGGACUUCCGAAAGCUAUUGUUCGGAAAAUUUCUCGAUGUUGCUCAAAAUGUUGCGAAAAUAAUGACAACGAAACACCUGAAGAUGGCAAUCCAGAUGUGGCUCCAGAACCAAUGGAAAGGAAUGGUCGUCAGAAUGGAUUGAAUGGUAAACGUUCAAGAGACCGAUCACGUGACAAUCUCAAUAUUCAACUCAGUGAUGGACACUUGAAGCCGGCAGACAUUGAUAGAAGAAGGAGUACAGAGAGUUUACCUUUCGGUAAAAAAAGCUAUCACAAAGUUAUGCAAACGAUAGUACAGAGAUAUAUCUUUGAUAUGCAGAGAGAGGCAGAAGUAACAGAAGAUGACUUUGAAGAAAUUAAACAAGAUAUUUCCAGUUUCCGAUACGAGAUGUUAAACACAUUAACAGUACGAGAAAAACAGCACGAGGAAGUUAUGUUAAAACUAAGCCAGAUAUUAGGGGUCCCAAUCAGUCCUUUUGAGAAAACAAAAGAUAAACCUGGAACGCCAGUUAGUCAGAUGUCCAUAGAUGAAGAACAUGUCCCAGCACCAUAUGAUAACAAUUUUGAUAAAUCACGUGAGAACAGUAAAAUUGUAUGUGAAGCAGAUAUAAAUGUGGAGACUUCUAAUGUAGAACUAGGAGGGUCAAGUUAUGAAAGGAAGGAAGAAGAAAAUGAUAAAGAGGGGGUAGAAAUUGAUAAAGAGGAAGAAGAAAAAGAAUUAGGAAUCGGAAACAGUACAAAUGGUUAUACAAAAGUGUCUGAUGAAACUUGACGUUUAUGAAUUAUUUCAUUGUGGACUGAAAUCAACUUUUAUAUCAUUUGUCUGUUGUAUUUGGACAAUUCUGUGCCAAUUUGGUUUAUUUUUUACUUAUUUUAAUCUUACGUUAAAAAAUAGACGUAUUGCCUUCAGUACAAUAGCACAAAGUAAACUAUGUAAAAAUAGUAUUUAUGUAUAUUUUUGUGUAUAUUUUUUUGGAAAAUCAUUUUUGUCUGAUAAUUACCGAAAAGUUGAAAACAAAUAUAAAACAAAGUCAAACAUACUGUAUUUGUUUCGGUGGGAGCACUUUUCAUGAUUAAUUACGAAUUGUUUUAAGUCCAAAUCAAUUGUGAAGUUAAAAAGAUUAAAACCAAAAUUCCAAAAGGUUGUGCCAAACCUGGCUUAGGCCAUCUAUACCUGAGGAUGGAAGAACUUCGUGUUUCAAAUGAUUUUAACAUAUAUCAUAUAGUUUUUGAGUGCUGUUGACUGUGCUGGUCUGCGAAAGCGGACUAAAACGAAUGAAUAACUAAAAGGCCGAUGGUAAGUUUUGCAUGAAGAUGGAAAGCUCACCGUUUUGUAAAGAUUACAGAACUUUAAUAGAAAAUGAUGUUCAGAUACAAUAUAAUAAGAUAUAUACGUUUGUCAAAAAGAUUUUUUACAUUUUUCAAAAUAUAUCUUUGAAUUGUUUUAAUUAUGACUACUAUGAAAGUGCCAGCUAACAAUGCGUUUCGAAUGCAGAGAACGCUUCGUUUCUUUGUAGUGCUAUAAUUCAAGUGUCAUCUCUCUUAAAAUUCGUGAUCUGUAUCCAUAAUGUACAUCUAAAUCAUUUUGAUAUGUUGUUUCCUUGUUCAAUUUUUGUCUACAUGUGCAAAAGUUGUUCUCGCAUAUAUUUUUUUACCGUGUAUGUCAAACGUUUUACGUUUAACUAAAUCAUUUUGUCGAUAUGUAGUGUACAACUGGAUAUAAUGCUUAUGGUGUCCAAGCGAAAACUCCUUUUUUAUAAUAUUUUAGUAUCGUUAUCGUGUAAGGAAUAGUGGAGUGCCGUUGUUGAAUAAUUAUUUUAUCUGUUUUAUAGCAAUUUCAUUUCUUUUUGUAAACGUUAUUCACAAUAAAUGAUAUUUAAUGUCAAUCAAGAAAUAUGUGAUAUAUGUAUCUUUAAAAGCUUUAUUUCUGAGUUCAAAACAUUUCAUUUUCAGAAUAUUUACAUGACAUUGUAUAAUCUUUGUUUAGUCGUCCUGAAUAUGUAUGAAAUGGUUGCCACUGGUCAUUAAACAUUCUUUACCAUACCGUUUUAACCAAAUAAGCUUAUACCGAUAAACGAUAUAAACGCCAGCACGACAGCAUGUCAACGACUCAACUUUCUUAAAUUAAAAAAAAACUUUUUUUUUUAAUCUUUUUCUUUAUAUCGCUACCUGGUUACCUAAUAUAACUGUAAUCAAUGAUAUAUAUUAGUAUAUAUGAUACAUUUUCAGCAAAUAACUGUGAUUUUUACUGUGAUAUAUAUGAAAUGAUGUGUUUACUCUUUUAUUCUUCCCUUAUAAGGUUGUUUAAAAGUUACUUAUGUUUUAAGUUUUAAUGCACUUCAGUAUAGCUGCGGAAAAUUUGAUAUGAUUUAGUAUGCUAUAAUGGUCAACAAAAGAAAUAAUAUAAAGCAAUUAAUUUUUCAUAUAUAAUGAAAUUGGAUAGAUGAUAUAAAUAAAAUAAGUUGCCCAAUUGGUCCAAUGUUAAUAGAGUGUUGUUUUCUUAUCAAAAUGAUUGAUUAAAGACAAAAAUGCAAUUUUUUUAUUCACAUUUUUAUUGAUUUCAAAAACCUUUUUUGCACCUAAAGUUUCAAAACCCAGAUGUUUUAGCUGAAAACUUGAAACAAGAGCAUGGUCUGAUUAAAAUUUUUAAUUCCUUCGUUUAUAUUUUAAUACUAAAUCCUCAUUUUCGAAAUUGGGUGCCGAGUUUUGUCAUCCUUUUCCGCAAAAUAAAUUGUAUCCUUUGUUCGAUAACACUGUAUUUUUCUCAUUUUCCGACUUGGUCAGUUCUUUUUUAGAAUAAUAUGCAUUUGAUUGCAAAAUAAGAUUUUCAUUGGAUAAUUUAAGACUUUUUCCUGUAUAUCAAAUUUUAUUUUAAUUUCUAGUUCAAACUUGUGUAUCGUUUCUUUUGUUGACUAGAAUAUUACGAUGAUUGUGUAAUAGAUCAAUGCAUUUUCUUCUGUCCUCCGUCAUUAUCUUAACUGUUAGAGAUAAUAACUUCUUUGUAUUAUAUUCAAGGUUUGUUAAGAUAAGUUCUGUUAUAUUAUACAUUUUUAUCGUGCGUAUACUUCUAGCAUGACAAACAUAUGUAUAAACUUAUAGACAAUUUGUCGCGUUAUUCUUUUUACAUGGUUUUAGAUUCGGAAAUGUAGGCAGACAGUAUGACAUAGAUUUCAGAUUUAAUGCACAACUUACAGUGUAAGAAGACAGGUUUUUUUGUUAUCCUCCAACAGUUUCAGGUCAACAAAAUGAUUGAAAUGAUUGAUUGAAAAGAAAUUUAAAAGGCCAAAAACAAUGGGCAAUUAUUUUAUGAACGAGAGUUUGUAGACUCGAAGUUUUAGGAACGAAAGACACUUACUGUAGCCUAAAAUGUCGGAUGUAUGAAAAGAUACGGCAGUGACAGAAGAAAUAAAUGUGAUCAAGUUCAGAUGGAAAAGACAAACCUGAAAAAAAAAAAAUACAACAAAACUAAAGACUGAACAACACGAACCCCACCAAACUCAAGGAUAAAAUCAGGUCAUCCGGAAGGGUCAGCAGUUCUUGUUCCACUUUAAUACGACGUUCAUCGUGUUUCCGUUGAUGAAACAUAUCCAGUGGUAAGUUAAAAAGAAGACAAGUGUCUUGUAAACCCUUACUAACAUUACUAAAUUGGUAAACUACUGGUACAUGUAAUUUUUUAACCUUGGUAAAGACCCGAUAUGAAUGUUUGGAAUAGAAACACAUCAUGGUAGGUCAGGAUUUUUGUAUUUUUAUGAAAAUAGAUAAUAAAGAUGUUAAGCAAGAAGUCAUAAACUACAUCUGAAUUUUAAGAUAAAGUAAAAAUUUUGAAGAAAGAAUUUAAAUGUCCGACUUCGCUAUACAGACUGUGUCUUUAAAGUUCUUUAUAUCAAAAUAUAUUUUUUGGUACUCUUAUUAUUAUAACGUAUUGAUUGUGAGAUGUCUGUUUUUGUCUUUAAUCUUUAUAUUUUUAUGAUUGCAAAGAUAUUAAUUAUAUGAGAUGAUUUUUUUUUUUCUAUUGUACAGAUUAAUUACAUGUGAUUAUUAGAUGUACCCAGCUCAUGACACCUUAAUUUGUAAAAAACGUGCCUUUGUGAAACACAUAAGUGCAUUGCACGUUAUGGAGUCAUAAUUAUUUGAUAUUAAUGUAUUGCUGAAUGAAACUCAAGCAUAUGCUAAAUUAAAUAGUUGUGACUCUGAUAGCGCGCCAUACGAUCCUCUGCAGGACAGAGACAAUAUGUUGUAAGUUUUGGGGUAUAACGUUACUUGUUAUGUUUGUAUUAAAAUUUUAUAAAAAAAAUAAA